AUGCCCAGGACGAUGUUCACAAACUCCAGGGAGCGGUGGAGGCAACACAAUGUCAACAGCGCCUUCGCCAAGCUGAGGAAGCUCAUCCCCACUCACCCUCCAGACAAGAAGCUGAGCAAAAACGAGACGCUUCGCUUGGCAAUGAGGUACAUCAACUUCUUGGUCAAGGUCUUGGGGGAGCAAAGCCUGCAGUCGACAGGAGUGGCUGCGCCAGGAAACAUUCUGGGACUCUUCCCCCAAGGACCCCACCUGCCGGACAGGACUCUACUCGGUGACUAG
This is a messenger RNA of Artibeus jamaicensis (Jamaican fruit-eating bat), 279 nucleotides long. RefSeq names its product TAL bHLH transcription factor 2 (gene TAL2). The coding region runs from base 1 to 279 and encodes 92 amino acids. The record is from RefSeq and is a predicted model, not a curated record. NCBI's taxonomy places the organism in Eukaryota, Metazoa, Chordata, Mammalia, Chiroptera, Phyllostomidae. Gene Ontology annotation, biological process: regulation of transcription by RNA polymerase II. The transcript has a single exon. Gene Ontology annotation, molecular function: DNA-binding transcription factor activity, RNA polymerase II-specific; protein dimerization activity; RNA polymerase II cis-regulatory region sequence-specific DNA binding.